AUGGUCGGUCCAGGCGGUGGUCCCCCGCGCAAGAGUCACACCAAGUCUCGUAACGGCUGCAAGACUUGUAAGAGGAGACAUAUUCGCUGCGACGAGACCUUCCCGCAAUGUCGUAAUUGCACCAAACACAACUGCCGCUGCGACUACCAGGACGUUGCCGCUGGUUCAGGCAGUCCCCCAACUCCCCGGCGGGGUCCCGACCUGCUCAUGUCGCCCGACAUUGAGGCCGAAAUCGAGAACUGGCAUCGUACCGGCGUGCCUCCGUAUCCAGAGCUCUUACAGUGUCCUCGCUCAGGAUGGUCUGGACUUUCGCGUGCCGAUUUGCGCUUGAUUCACCACAUUAUCGGGCUUUCGAUUGAUCUGCAUCGGAGGGGUUUGAGCGGCUGUACUGUUUGGGCGCAGAAGAUGCCGAAUUUCCUUGCCAUUGCACUCUCUAGCGACUUUGUUAUGAGUGCUAUCCUUGGCUUGUCGGCUUUCCACCUUUCCUUCAUGACGGGAGAUCAAGAGACGAAGCAGUUGGCGUAUCGCCAUAAGGUCACUGCUCUUCAGGGCUUGCAGAAUGCUCUCGGGUCAUUCUCCAAGGAUAAUUGUGAUGCUAUUCUCGCAGCCUCUGUUCUUCUUUCAUGGCAGGCUACAGAAUCCUCGAGUUGGAUGUCCUUGCAACAUGGCCUGUCGAGUGUCCUCGAGUCUAUGCAUCCAUAUUGGAAGCAGGAGUCAGAUUUGGCACAGUUCGUAGAGAGUCAGCGUGCACUUAGCACAACGGAUCUCUCAAUGGCAGGUGCCUAUCUGCCUCUCGAUGAAGAUUUGGCUCAUCUCGACCAAACCAUACAUGCCCUCCGAAUGAUUCAGAAGCGAGUCACCCACAAUUUGGAGCACACUCAACGACUCGGUGAACUGAUUGAAUACGUCCAAAAAUUCCGUGACGACUUCCCAAGUCAGACCUCCGAACAAACCUUCGACCGCAUCCAGAUCCUCCGCCGCUGGCUCUUCUGGCUACCACCAUCCAUGCUCCGAGGCAGCGACUCAGAUCUUAAUGCCCUAGCUAUUCUCUCCCAGUUCUUUGCCGUUGGCAUCUCCCUUGACCGAUUCCUCCCAGAAAUGGGAGGCGCAUACCUAGGCGCUCUAUCCAUCGGUCCAAUCGAAGAAAACUAUCGCAUUAUCGUCGCGCAUAGCGCAACGGACCCAUUUAACGCAGAUCUAAGACUUGCUCUUGAUCUGAUGGAUAUCCCCCGCCGUAUCGUCGCCCGCUAUCGCAGACGUCUCCCUUGGUCGCCUCGCUCCUCUAUUGACCAGUACUCCCCUGGUCCACCAAGUCCAUACCACCACAACAUGACCGAAUACCCCCUCGUCACAUCUUCCUCUCCUGCAUCAGCCUCUCCCUCUUAUGCCGCAUAUACCCCACCUCUCCAAUCCCCACCCGCUGUCACAGUCGCAAGCUCCCCUUUCAACCUCCCAGAUGGCUACAUCACUGCUCCACCAUCGCAUUCUCAUUCUCUUUACCCGCCAUCUCCGCAACUCCUCGAUACGAAUGAUGCACAGCUCGCCCUUGAUUUGGGCCAUUCUCACUCUGCUAUUCCAAACUCUUCGACAUAUACGCCACCAUACGGUGGGGAGUUGCAUUGCUCUGACUUGCCCCGUGCUGAUGGCACACUCGGCUUGAACAUGGAGGUGUAUCCGCAGACGCAUCCGUUUGAGAUGCCCGGCUUGGUUGCGCCGCUUUGGACUUCAUGA
Penicillium antarcticum is the source of this 1731-nucleotide messenger RNA. RefSeq names its product putative C6 transcription factor RosA-like. Gene Ontology annotation, molecular function: DNA-binding transcription factor activity, RNA polymerase II-specific; zinc ion binding. Bases 1 to 1731 code for a protein of 576 amino acids. Gene Ontology annotation, biological process: regulation of transcription by RNA polymerase II. Lineage: Eukaryota; Fungi; Ascomycota; Eurotiomycetes; Eurotiales; Aspergillaceae. The transcript has 4 exons. The record is from RefSeq and is a predicted model, not a curated record.